GUUAGCAUGUAGCUGGUGUCGCGGUCUAUUUCCCGGAGGCCCAGCACACUCUGACCUGUGUGGCAACUUCAGCUGGCUCACUUUGUCCCGAGCGAUUCCACACCGAGCGAGCGGAUGGCAGUCGUUUAUUGGAAGCGACUGGUGUGUGUUAUUUGAGCGGAAUUGGUCUCGGGAGUGAUUUGUGGCACUUUCCUGCCGCGGUGGCUCCGGGGGCCCUGUGUGUUUCCGUAGCCUCCUAUUACCAAUGACGCGGACAUGGCUAUUUGCUGGGACAGCAGCAAGCCCUCGAAAUCGGUGUUUACAUUGAGAAACGGCGGUUAUUGCGCUGGUGGCCAACUGUAACACCUUCCGCGUUUCCACAGAGUUGUAGCAUCUGCGGCGUUCCGGUCCUCACAGGCAGGUGACGGCGCCGGAGUGAACGGCACCGACACCACUUCUCGGGGCAGCCUGGCUGGGAGGGCAACUCCGGAGCUCCAUUGCGGAGCCCGGACACCCCUCUGCACGCGGCGGCCACAGCACGGCACACAGCUUGUGCCAUCGGCUGUGUUCUGGAGGCGCUCGCUGGGCUGCAGGUCGGUUCGCUCGGCCGGACCGUGGCACAGCCAGGUCGCUGCCCAUUGUUUACCACGGUGGUUUGCUGACUGUUUCCGAGUGUUGGACGGCGAGCCCCAGCGGAGGUGGGACGCCUUUCAUUGCAGUUUCUCGAAGAGACGGUCCGAACCAUGACGUUCGAGCUGCUGACGAACGUUGACCGUGUACUUCGAGGCGUGAUGGAAACGUAUGCCCUGCACCUUACAUGGUUACUACCACCCAGUGGAGCUCGAGCCUCCCCCUGGCUUGUGUGUGCGCGAAGCUCAUGGCACGUCAACGCACCUCCAACUGUUUCUGUCCCGCGCCCGAUCCACUAACUCGUUUCAGGGCCAGACUUAUGUGACUCGGUACCAGAUCUGUUGACGUUAUGAGCCGUCGGUGAGACAGACGCGGGCAGAUGUUCCUGCCGCGCGCUCGUCCCGAAACACGCCGCGGCGUCCGGUCCACAGCCGGGAAGAAAACAACACCGGUAGCUGCAGUGUUGUCACUCCGAGCGUGGCGUGGAGCGCGGAGUCUGAGCGGAACCAAACUGGGGCGGUCUCGGUUCUGCACGAAACGAGCCGCGCCGCAACAGGAAGUUCUUGUCGGGGAAGUUUUGUUGGUGUAUCCCGAUCUAUUGCGAUGUUUCCCGGGUGUGUGCACUUGGCCGGGCCCUGUGCUCCAGGCAGCGGACUAUCUCUGUCACAGAGGUCAGGAUCAGUGAGGGGCAUGGAUGAGCAGAAGUCAAACUGUGACGAGAGCGAGUCGGAACCAACAGCUGACGAUAAAGCCUCGUCACAGCAACUGGUCUCCUCGGAUGGGGGGUCCAAGCCCCUUCCUCCUGUCAAAGUGGCCUCUUCUCCACCUGGGGAGAGCGUUCAAGUGUGUGCACUUUGUAACUGCACCGAGCGAAGCCUCCAUGGACAGAGGGAACUGCGACUCUUCGGGAAAACCCCUGAGCGGCCACUGUUGCUGGCGUCUGCUUCCACACUGCUCCGGCCUGGGAACGAUGACUUGUCUUCCAUUGGCUUCUCAGACACUCCAGCUGCGCUCUUGGAUGACUCAGGGGCUUGUUGGGUUCACCACUGGUGUGCGGUUUGGUCCGAGGGAGUGGAGCGAAAAGAGAACGAGGCGCUGGAGAAUGUUGACAAGGCUGUUAUCUCAGGGACACAACAGCGUUGUGAAUACUGCAAGAGGCUGGGAGCAAGUAUCCGCUGUCACAUUGAGGGCUGCUCGAGGUUUUACCACUUCCCUUGCGCGGCUGCGAGUGGAUCCUUCCAGUCUAUGAAGCGGCUGCUGCUCCUCUGUUCCGAGCACAUACACAAGGCAGAGGAGUUGGCAGGUGAAGAGUCGUGGUGCGCAGUGUGCGAUUCGGCGGGGGAGCUCGCAGACUUACUGUUUUGUACGGGUUGUGGCCUCCACUAUCAUGCUGCCUGUCUGGAGAUCGGUGCCACACCUAUCCAGAGGGCAGGUUGGCAGUGCCCCGAGUGCAAAGUGUGCCAGACUUGCAGACAACCAGGCGAAGAUUCCAAAAUGUUGGUUUGUGAUGCUUGUGACAAGGGCUACCACACCUUCUGUCUGCAGCCUGCCAUGGAAUCUCUCCCCAGCGAUCCAUGGAAAUGUAGAAGGUGUCGGACGUGCACGGAGUGUGGCGUUCGUGGCGUGUUGCUGUCAGGUUCGGCUCAGUGGUUUGACAACUACUCCGUCUGUGAGUCCUGCCAGCGCCAGCGGACCUCCACUUGUGUGGUGUGCAGCAAAGCUACAGACAGUUCGAUAGCUCUGCAGUGCUGCAACACCUGUCUCAGGUGGGUGCACAGCGAGUGUGCGUCACACAGGGAGUUGCCAGAGUCCAAGUGUGUUUGCCUGCUCUGUCAUGAGGAUCGUCUUCAGCAGCUGGGGAGACAAACGAAAGAAGCAUCGGAGGAAACAGAAGGGCAGGUUCACUUGGUGGAGAUGAUCAUCCAAACAGAUGCAGACAUGAUCUCAGAGGAGCAUAGGGAUUUAACUGAUGUGACUCUGAGUCAGAAAGAUUCCUCUGACACGCCACCUGCUGGAGAAGAGGAGAAAGAGACACAGAUGGAGUUGGGUGCUGAUGCUGCUGUUGACGCUGAUUCUCCAGUGAAACAAAGGAACUCUUGUCCACCUGCUGCUCAAACAAGAGCAGAAGAAACUCCAGACUCCACCUCCACUGCGUCACAGUCAAGCCCCAGUGAUCGGAGUUCAAAGCAGCAGGUGUCAGUGGAGCAACACUUGCAAGCAGAGUUGUUACAGACUGGGUCUGGAAGCAGCGUCGUGGCAGAGGCACCAAAGUUACCAACAUCUGGUGCCAUCAAAACCGAGUAUUUGCCCUCCAACCAUCAGCAGGAAGAUGGCAUGUCUACUCACGGCUGCUCUUUGGAGGGGAACUCGCGACGGGACUGCUCAACUGUGGACGUAGAAAGGGAUCUGCUGCAACACUCUGAAGAGGAGGAGGAUGACGAGGAUGAUGACCACAUGAAGGGAGAUGAACUGGACUACAAGCAGGAGCGGGAUAUUAAAUCAGAGUUGUUGCUCGAUGAGACAUCUAACAUUAGCCAGGGCGAUGAGAGCAGCAGUGGCUUCCUGGGGUCGCCGGGAGAACCGGACACUCAGCUGUCCUCAGAUCUGGGGCUCUUGCCUAGAGCCCUCUCGCACCACGACAACCUGCUCACAGAGACCGACGACUCGCUUCCAUUUGAACCACUCAGAAGCGACCGAGAGAAGGUGAAGCGAAGAGGAUCUCCUGGUCGAUCUCGGGUCAAACAGGGGAGGAGCAACAGCUUUCCGGGCCGACGACGGCCUCGUGGUGGAGGUGGUGGGCGUGGCCGAGGUGGAAGGUCACGCCUCAAAGCCAUGGCCUCAUGCAUAGAUGCUUUUUUGUUAAGUAUGACGGCAGACUCUGGUCUCAGCAAAGAGGAAGAUGAUGAUGAAGAUGACACCAUGCAGAACACAGUGGUCCUCUUCUCCAACACCGACAAGUUUGUCCUGCUGCAGGAUAUGUGUGUGGUGUGUGGCAGCUUUGGGAAAGGUGCCGAGGGGCAGCUGUUGGCCUGUGCGCAGUGUGCGCAGUGUUACCAUCCGUAUUGUGUGAACAGCAAAAUCACCAAGACCAUGCUGAGGAAGGGCUGGCGCUGUUUGGAAUGUAUAGUGUGUGAAGUUUGCGGAAAGGCUUCGGACCCCUCGCGUCUGCUUCUGUGUGACGACUGUGAUGUCAGCUAUCACACCUACUGCCUGGACCCGCCUCUGCACACCGUACCCAAGGGUGGUUGGAAGUGCAAAUGGUGUGUUUGUUGCGUUCAGUGUGGUUCGAACACAGCGGGCUUCCACUGCGAGUGGCAGAACAACUACACCCACUGUGGCCCCUGUGCCAGCCUGGUCACCUGCCCCGUGUGCAAGGAGAACUUCAUGGAGGAGGAGCUGCUGCUGCAGUGUCAGCACUGCGACCGAUGGGUGCACGCCGUCUGCGAGAGUCUCUACACUGAAGAUGAAGUGGAACAAGCGUCAGAUGAGGGUUUUGCUUGCACGUCCUGCAGCCCCUACGUUCCACGACCAGUGGUGGAGUCUUCUAUCAUGGCUUCAAUAAAGAUUAAAGAACCAGAGCCUCAGUUCUAUCGGCUGGAGGGCGUGUGGCUGACUGAGUCAGGGAUGUCUCUGCUUCGCAGCAUCUCCAUGUCUCCGCUGCUCAAAAGGCGCCAGCGUCGUUCACGUCUCGGUGCUCUCUGCUGUGACGGAGGCCCAGACGGAAUGGAUCUGAGAUUUGUCGAGGGCGAUGGAGAAGAUGGGAAAGGUUGUGGAGAGGCCAUGGAGUGUGAUCCGAAGAUGGAGAACCCUGGAAGCCCGGACCGCGACGGCGGUGCCGACAGAGACCUGAGUGCAGAGGCCGGCGCUGACAACAUGGCUGACUGUGAUGGUCUGAAAGGAGGAGCCGAUGAGAUGGAGGACGGCAAGAAGAAGAAACGGAAGCCCUACAGACCAGGAAUCGGAGGCUUCAUGGUGCGUCAAAGGAAAUGUCACACAAGGUUGAAGAAGGAAUUCUUUGCUCAGCUGGCUGGGGAGACGACACUGGACGGCCAUCCGAUCGAGAGAACCAUCGAGGAAGGACCCCACCCUGACACUGAUAACAUCAUGGACCCGAAACCUCUGGAUGGUGAGGAACAGGCGAAGAAACGUCGAGGCCGAAAGAAGAGCAAGCUGGAGGACAUGUUUCCAUCGUACCUGCAGGAGGCUUUUUUUGGAAAGACGCUUAUAGACCUGAGUAAGAAGGCCGUCCUCGUUCCUCAGGGCCACAGGCCAAGCAUAUGCCCUGUCCGACCCCCCCUGCCAGCGGAAGUCAAAGCUGCCCCUCUCCAGGCAGAGUCCAAGGACUGUGCGGGUGAACAUCUGAUCGAGCAGCAGCAGCAGCAGCAGCAGCAGCAGGGCGAGGCUCCCCAGGUUGAUCGAGAUCGUCCAGGUAGGUGUGCAGGUGGUGUGGCGUCGUCGUCUUCUGUAAAGCUCCACGUCUCCGCAGACUCCAGCACUCGAGCGGGAGAAGAUGUGGAUUCCAUUUCAGAUACUCCACAAGGGAUGGAUAGUCAGGAUUCUGAACAAUUCUUCAGGAAGGUUCUGGGUGUGUCGGACGGCUCCUCUUUCGAGGGAAUGAAGCCCAUCUUGGAUGGCAGUAGGGGAGAAAGCACCAGCGCUCUGCCGCAGACCUCUGUCCUCACAGGUUCGCUGCCCUCUGCUGGAAUGAUGGAGAACUUUCCUGGACUCUCUCAGUCGCCAUUCUUUGACUUGCGGGACAGAGGAGGCCUUUUCAGUCCCGAGGGCGGUGAGGAGAGUCCCUGGGCCACUCCCUCUACUCCAGCUACUCCUUCCUCCCCACCGACACCCACUGAGGCGGAGGGUGACGGGCUGUCUUACAACCAGCGCAGCCUCCAGCGCUGGGAGAAAGACGAGGAGCUGGGCGAGCUCUCCACCAUCUCCCCAGUUCUUUAUGCCAACACAAACUUCCCCAAUCUCAAACAGGACCAUCCAGACUGGGCCAGCCGCUGCAAGCAAAUCAUGAAGAUCUGGAGGAAAGUGUCUGCAGCUGACAAAGUUCCAUAUUUGCAAAAGGCCAAAGAUAAUCGAGCAGCACAGAGGAUCAACAAGGCACAGAAGCAGGCCGAGAUCCAGGUCUGCCGGCCCAUUAAGACUGAGCCGGUCCGCGUGAAGGGAGAGCGGCCGAGUUUACACCUUCAGAUUCCUCCACCAUCAAGCUGCACCUCAAUCUCAUCCCAGCCCAGCUCAGCAGGGAGCCCCUUUCCCUACCCUCCAGAUUCAGGAUCCUCCUCAGUUUUUUUCUCAGAUGGACACGUUAAGACGCCCGGGUCUGCCGAUAUUCGGACUGACCCCCUUGCUAGACUUCCACCUCAGUCGCCGCAUUCUCACUCGCACCCCAACACCCCCUUCUCCUACGCGGGGGCCAGCCCCAUUCAGGCCUCUUCCUCAGGUUUUUCCUCCUGUGGCCCACAGGGUCCUCCUCAGGGACGGCCAGCCAGUCUUGGUCCCUUUGACAUGCAACCAGGAACUCCUGGAACACCCAGACGGGCUCAGCAGGUUGAUCCCUACUUCAGAUCGCAGCUGCAACAGCAACAAGGUCAUUUACCGCCGUCACAGCAGGGCUCUCAGGAGUCUCUGGGACCUCCAGACAGCCCUCACUCAAGGGGGGCUCGACCUGGAGGGUCGCCCAUGUUCUCUCCAACUCACAGUGGCCAUUAUGGAGACUCUUUUAAAACCCAGCUGGGGAUUGGGAGGCCUGAGUACACUUCGUCUCCAUCGCCCUCUGCCGUGGCUUCUUCUCCACUGCAGGGCCAGUAUAGGGCUGAGGGAAGUGUCCCAUCGCCACGCUCGUCUUUGGCGAGGGCCGACGUCACUUCAGGUUCUCCUGCGGGGAUGCUGGACUCUGGAGACGGUUUAUUUAAAGCCCCUAUGAUGCCGCGAAUGCACCAAGGUGAUGGUGGAACUCCCCAUCCGGGUGCAUCCCCGAGCCACCAUUCUGAAGGUUACAGGCAGUCUCCCUCUCACUCUUUCUCUGACCCCCACUCUCAGCUACCAGCAACACUGCGACCAUCAUCAGCCGACAGCUGUUCUCUGGCUGCCCAGAGACUCUCUGGUGGGCAACAAGAAGGUGGUCCCAGAGUUCCCUCGAGUCCCCAGUCUCAUGGCAGCUGCCAGUCCCCCCUCACUCCUGGUGGCAAUUCUAAUGAUGCGUUCUCUGUUCAGUCGCCUGCCACGCCGCGCUUCCAGUCCCCAGAACACUGCAGUCGGCCGCCCUCACGGCCACAGUCCAGAGAUGCAUUUGCUACCAUCCACAAACCCCUGUGUCCGGUUAGUGGCACGCCCGAAGCAACACCCACCUUCAAAAGUUCACCUCAUUCGAAUCAACAGCUUCCAGUGAACCCUCCGAGUGGAUCGUCAGUGGAUCCUCUCGCUGGUAAAGCAACAGUUCCACCACCCUUCAGCCCCAGCUCCGGACCUCAACCGCAGGGCUUGGUUGGCGCCGGUCAUGCACCGCCACCUCAGCUGCAAUCAGCCACACCAGCAGACAACUUCAGUGUGACUGUGGCUCCAGUUUCUGGAUCUCAAGAGCUAACAGUCCGUCCGUCGGAUGCAUCACAGCCGCCCGCUGGAACAGCUGGUCAGGAAAUCCCAGAAAUGUCGGCAGCACAAGACCCGGCAUUAGUGGGUUUGAGUCCUUCAGAGCUGGAGAAGCACAAACAGCGUCAGAAGCUAAGGGAAUUCCUCAUCAGACAGCAGAUGCAGAGAAACUCCAUGAGACAAGAGAAGGAGGCAGCGGCCGCUGCUGCAGCAGCUGCGGCUGCAGGCAGUGGGUCCCCGGGCUGGACUGAGGGAGAGAUGGCCGCCUUCACCCACGACAAGCCGCACAGAGCCCCACCACCAUAUCCACAGGACCGUGUCAGUGGUGCUCAGACUCAUGUGGUGGGGAAGAUGCCGAUGGCUGCUGUUGGCACGGAGGGGAACCUCAUCCGACCAGCGCCAGCAGGGACUCCUGCCAUCAUGGAUCCCCGCGCACAACGAUGUUGUGCGUCCCUCAGGCAACCUGGUCCAUCCAGUCAACCGGGCAUGUUUGCUCGCCCACCGUUACCUCCUCAUUGGCACGGUCAAGCCCCUGGUCCAAGGAGGUUCCCGCACCCUACGAUGGAAACCAUGGGUGUGAGACACAACAUCCAAGCCAUGGAGAGCAUGGCUUCCCCUCAUGCUGUCAUGCCGGGAGCCCAUGGAGGAGAGGGUGUGCAGUCCAUCGGUCUGGGACCUCCUCCACAGUUCAUUGAAUUAAGGCACAACUCGCAGAGGCUCCCACUGCCACGACCUCAGUUCAUGCCGCGUGGACCACAGCAUCGGCCACGGAUGUUUGUGCCACAGCACGACAUGUCCGCAGCUUAUGUUCAGCAGCACCCUUUGGUUCAAGCUGGUGGACAUCCAGAGGGCAGUGGGCCACAGGUGAUGCUGCAGCAGGGUGCAGUCUCUGGUUUGCUACAGCCACAUCAGACCCCCGCAACUGUCAGCGGUCCUGGACAGAACCGACUUGUUCAUCAAAAUCCAGUUUCUGUGUCACAGUCAGCUUCUGUAUCCACCAACGAGGACCUGCCCGAGGCAGACCUGGAGGCUCUCGAAGCUGCUCCGGGGGAUGGAGGCGUUGAGGACGACGAUGAUUUGGCCCUCGAUUUGGAUCCAGAUAAGGGCGAUGAUGAUUUAGGGAACUUGGACAACCUCGAGACCAACGACCCCCACUUGGAUGACUUACUGAACAGCGAUGAGUUUGACUUGCUGGCUUACACUGACCCUGAGUUGGACCAAGGAGACCCAAAAGACGGCUUCUCAGACCAGUUGCGCUUGGUUGAGGCAGAAAGUGAAACUCCGUCUUUGUCAGGAUCCAAACUAACCAAAGCUGAGCCAAAAGGCUCGGGUGAGCCCGAGAGGAAGCCUCUGUCCUCCUCAGCUGGUCUCCCUGUCACUCAAACACCAUCGGCGGAUGAAGUGGCUGGUCCGUUGAAGGUCAAAGUGGAGAGCAGGGGCCUGGCAGAACAGACUGUAGUGAAGGAUGAAAUGGUGGCCGCAGUGUCCUUGCUUCUGGGUGAGACCACGUCAUCCGUCAAACCUGCCCAGUCUGAAAACCCUUCGCUGAGUUCGGUCCGACUGGGGGAAAUUCAGUACCCCCUGCCCAGUCAAACAGAUGCGCUCCCUUUUCCUCCGGCUGCAGCACAUUCAGACAUCGAUGACGAUGCUCUGGAGUUGCCUGACGUUGGAGGGCAGCAUUCGCCCGCAGUGGAUUUAGCCAAGGUGGAGAGCUCCUUAGACGGUGAGCUGCCUCUCCUCAUUCAAGACCUGCUGGAGCAUGAGAAGAAGGAGCAGCAGAAGCAGCAGCAGCAGCAGCAGCUCAGCUCUCUUCAACAGGGAGGCAUGGCUCGCCAUUUAUCUGGCCUUCAGGGUCAGCAGCCCAACACACAGGCCCCGCCGGGGCAGAUCAUGCUGCCACAGCAUCACCGAGCCCCUCCUCCGGCAAUGCUGGCUCAGCCAGGUAUGGUGCCCCGUGCUCAGCAUGUGAUGCAGCCGCAGCAAAGGCUCAUGGGACCUGGCAUGACUCCACACAUGGCCAUGAACCCACAUCAAGCGAUGAUCAGGAUGGGACAGCCGGGGAUGCACACCGGCCCUGGUCAUCCGCAACAUCAGCAGCCGCAAAUCAAGCAGUCCCUGCCCAACAACUUCUUCCCAGACAAAGAGCUGGACAAAUUUGCCACCGACGACAUCCUGGAUCCUAUCGCCAAAGCAAAGAUGGUGGCUCUGAAGGGCAUCAAGAGAGUGUUGGCACAAGAGCCCAUGGUGGGCUCCCCUGGCAUAAACAGGCAACAAGUGUCGCUCCUUGCUCAAAGGCUGGCCUCUGCCCCCGGCACGGAUCCUGGUCCGCUCGUGUCCGGACCUCCAAAGGAAGGAGAAGCCGCUGAUCCCACCCCGUCACGACCAAACCCGCCUCAGUUUGUGCAGGGAAUCAUCAAUGAUGCAGAGCAGCACCAGUACGAAGAAUGGCUUCUCCACACGCAGCAGUUGCUCCAGAUGCAGCUGAAGUUCUUGGAAGAACAAAUCGGAGUUCACCGCAAAUCCCGCAAGGCCCUGUGUGCGAAACAGCGCACGGCGAAAAAAGCAGGCCGAGAGUUUGCCGAGGCGGAUGCAGAGAAACUGAAGCUGGUGACCGAGGAGCAAAGUAAAAUUCAGAAGCAACUUGACCAGGUACGAAAGCAGCAGAAGGAGCACACCAAUCUCAUCGCCGAGUACCGAAGCAAGCAGCAACAGCAUCAGCAGGGUUCAGGCCUCAUGGUGCCAGGACAUCCCGUGCAAGGUGGGCCGCCCCACAUGUUUCCGAAGAUGGGCGGCCAGAUGGUGAUGGGCCAACAGGGAGCGCCAGUCAUUGGACAGCACGCUGCUCUCGGUCCCCAUGGAGGGAUGCCGGUCAGGGUGCCGCAGAAUCAGCCCUUCAUGGGAGCGGCUCAAGCACAGGUUGCUGCCGGACCGUUGGCUCAAAGGCCUCCAUGUCCGCCUGGUGCCGCUGCAGGAUUCUUUCCACAAGGUCCUGGAAUGCAAGGGCCGGACCCCAGGCUUCUCCAAGAAAGGCAGAUGCAGCAGCGGAUGCAGAUGGCAAAGUUGCAGCAGCAGCAGCAAGCCAUGAUGGGCCAGCAGCCGGGCCCAGUCGGGCAGCCGCAGGCCAGCAUGAUGGGAAACCAGGCGUCGGUUCAGCAGGGAAUAUCAGCCGGCCCGUCGAAUCAGGCUCACACAGGGCUGCCUGGAAACCAGCAGGUCAAUUUGAUGCCUCAGAACCCUGUUGCGCAUCCUGGUAACCACAAUCAAGCCAUGAUGGCAGCGCCACCUGGGAUGAUGGGGAACCCGACGGGUGUGCACCAGCAAAGGCCGCAGCUGAUGAUGGUUCAGCAGGGAAUGGUUGAGUCGGCGGGUCACCCGUGCCCCCCUCUGACGCCUCAGCAGCAGCAGAACAUUCUGGCCCAGCGCAUGCUGGCCUCUCAGCAGCAGGGUGCCCCCAACAACAUGGCUCAUCUUCAGCAGCAGCAGCAGCAGAGGCAAGCAACUCCACAGUCCACCUCAGAGCAAGGGAGGCUAUCCCAACCCUCCACACCUCAAAUGGGUUCGUCGCCCUCUGCAGGAAGCCUCACGCCACAGCACCAAGGAGCUGCAGAUGGCCACAGCAAAGAGGCUGAGCUGGUCGGUUCUGAUGUGAGAACGCCGCCACAGCGAAGUGGGUCUUCCACUCCCAGCAUGAUGCCACUGCUGGACUCUGCUAAAGACCCAAAGACCGAUUUGGGACAGCAAGUGAUGGGUGAACCGCAGAGUCAUGGUUACGUGAUGCAGCAACAGCAUUCCAACCUACAACAACCAUGUGCUGCUGGAAACCAGCAGACGGGUGUGGCUCAACAACUCCAACCUUCGUCUCUUGAGCCAAACGGUGAUAACCCAACUUUGUCUGUUAAAGAGGAGGUGAAGCCUGCAGAGCUCCUCACGCCACAGCAGCACCAGCAAACCCCGGUCAAAGAUGCCACACAAACCUCACAUGAUCCCUGCGGGCAGCAACAGAUGGGCCAGAACAAUCUCAGCCAGCCGCAGCAGGUCCUCCUGGCUCACCAUCCUCAUCAGCAAGCUCUCCUCACCCAACAGCAGAAGCAGCAGGCCAUGAUGGGCAUGAUUCGAGCCCAGCAGCAAGGCCUGAUGGGACACAGGCCGGGAGUUCCCUCCACGCCGCUCCGCACUCCCAUCAACAUUCAGGCCAUCAUUGCUCAGAAUCCCCAGCUGCGGAAUCUCCCCCCAAACCAGCAGAUCCAGCACAUCCAGGCCAUGAUCGCACAGAGACAGCUUCAGCAGGGACAGAUGCUGCGGAUGUCGGUGGGUCCAGGCCACCACCAUCAGCUGAGGCCUCACCUGACACCCAGUGGACAGCAGGUUCCAAGAAUGGAAGGCCAGCAGAUGCCAUACAGUGACAUGGGGAAGCAGCAGCAGCAGUUCCAGCAGAGGAUGAUGGUUCCUGGGCUGCAGCAGGCUGGUGGUAUGGUUCCUCAACACAUGGUCAGAGGUCAGGUGGCCAUGCCGCGCUCGCCCUUGGACCAGAGUCGGAUGGUGAGGCCUGGAUCUCCACGUCAGCCGCUCGCCUCCUCACCUGGGGAUCCACCGCGUCAAGUGCUGGCCAUGCAGCCGCCCAACCCGAACCAGCAGGCCGUGAUGGCAGUUGGACGCAUGCAAGGCUCCCCUUCUAACGCAUACUCUCCCAGAGCUCCGUUUGGAAUGAGCCCCGCUCACCCAGCUUCUCCUCUGUCGUCACAUGUCUCCUCACCCUCGAUGUCUGAAUGCAGAGGUGGAAGAGGAAGUCCAUACAACCAGGUCAAGGUGUCCCCACUGAGAUCUCCUGGAGCCAAGAGCCCGCUGGACUGUCCGGGCCCAAGAACAGAAAGUCAGGUGCCAAGCAGCGAAACCAUUCCCAACGGUCCCGAAGGACCGCCAAGUGUUCAUCAGCAGCUUCCACAGGUUAAGGAUGCUCCUCACAUGCUGCCGAGCUCCAAAGACGGCGGAGAGGUUUGUCGACUGACCCUGCAGAACAUCAAGCAGGAGCCGAGAGAGGUCCAGUGUGCCGGGGUGGAAGUGAGCCACGGAGCAGUCAAGAGAGAAGCCGCGGGUGACCCGGUUCCAUCGGGGAACAACUCCCAACUCAUGAGCGCAGAAACCCCAGGGAGCGCGGGCCCGCAGUCUGAAACUGGACAGCAGCUGCUUCAGAAGCUUUUGAGAACCAAGAACCUUCAGCUGGGCGCUCAGAGGCCAUCUGAAGGAAUCCACAACGAAAUCAACGGCCACAUCAACAGCAAGCUGGCGCUGCUGGAGCAGAAGCUCCAGGGGACGCCCAGGAACAUGGAGGACCUGCAGUCACUCACGAAAAGGACCCCCCUCCCCAAGCCCAAGCGCACCAACAAACCCGGUGGGGACCGAGGCAUCAACGCGCGCAAGAAAAAUCGAAAGGAGGACGUCGGGAAAAGUGCGGAGGCCCUGAUCAAACAAAUCAAACAGGGUCUCUCGCUCCUCCCGCUGAUGGAGCCUUCCAUCACGGCCAGUCUGGACUUGUUUGCUCCGUUCGGCAGCAGCCCAGCGGAUGAAAAAGCGUUGCUGAAAGGGACGUUUGGAAACGCAGUGCUGGACGAUAUUCCCGACUACUACUCCCAGCUGCUUACCAAGUGUGACCUCAGCAACCCACCCACACCGCCCUCGUCCCUCCCACCCACACCUCCCCCAUCUGUCCAGCACAAGUUGGUGAACGGCAUGACCCCCGGAGGGGAGAUGUCUGACGGCCAGAGGAGGGCGGAGCCAGAGGAGGAGCUGCUGGGUGAGUGUGCCGACCUCAGGGUCAGGACGCUUCUGACAGCGGCUCGUGAGACGCGUUGCCCGGCUUCUGCAGGCUCGGUGAAGGAGAAGCCCAAGAGUGUGGACAUCCUGGCGGCUCUUCCCACCCCACCGCACAACCACAAUGAGGACAUCAGGAUGGAGAGCGACGAGGAGGAGGACCCUCCAGAAACCAUCAUUCCAGCGUCGUCCCCCGAGAGUGGUGUUGGAGAGGAGACGCCACGCUUCCCUCACCUGCGGGAGCCCAAAGAGGAGGAGACGGAGAGAGCCAUAUCCCCCAUCAUCCCGCUCAUCCCCCGCACCGCCAUCCCAGCGUUCACAGAUGAGGGCACACUGGACGCAGCUCAGGGGACGGCGCCGUCCGCGGUCGAGUCCUGGGACAAGAGGAAAAGCAACGAGGUGGCUGUGACCUUCAUGUUGACCUCGGCCGCAGCCAAGAAACUCAACCACGUGAUGAUGGCGAUGGCUCAGCUGCUGAAGAUCAGGAUGCCGGUGUCUUACGAGGUGACGUUCCCGCCGCAAAACCCCGACGCGCAGGCGGUGGACGCCGCGGGGAAGUUAACAGGAUGUGACGGCGCCCCAGUGAGUCAGGACGAGUGGCUGCGGCAGUUCGACGUGUCGCUGCCGGGCUGCACGCUGAAGAAGCAGGUGGACAUCCUGGCCCUCAUCAAACAGGAGUUCCCUGAUGGCGACGACAGGCCAGCGCAACACUGCUACACCACCAAAGUCAGCGACCUGGAUGUGCGCCACCUCCCCGUCAUCCCGGUGGAGGAAUCCCCGCCUCCGUCCCCCCUGCCUCCGCCUUCUCGUGCACCAGACCAAAGAGCGGAGCCUGCCCGGACCUCAGGAUCCCCUGCCACCGCCCCUGCCAGUCCAGUCGCUCUCCGCAUCAAGGUGGAGCCCCAGCAGCAGGACGCUGGCCACGCUGCUCUGUCCUCACACGCUUCAGAGGACGGUCAGACUCCUGCGGCGCGGGAGCCUGAGCCGUCCUGCGCUCUGGACUCCUCUCCCAAGGCCAUGAAGCAGCGCCGGCCGCUCUCCCCCGACGAGGAGCUGGUGCUGCCCAAAGUCAAGAAGUGGAAAGGGAUUCGCUGGAAGCGCCUGCAGCUGGUCAUCACCAUACGGAAAGGUGGAUCGAAGAAGGAGAGCAGCCGCGAGGUUUCCGAGCUGAUGGAGCGGCUGCGCAUCACUCUCCGACCCGAGCGGCUGCCGCGGGACCGCCGCAAGUGCUGCUUCUGCCACGAGGAGGGCGACGGCUCCACCGACGGACCGGCCCGCCUCCUCAACAUCGACGUGGACCUCUGGGUGCACCUCAACUGCGCCCUGUGGUCCACAGAAGUCUACGAGACCCAGGGCGGCGCCCUCAUCAAUGUGGAGGUGGCGCUGCGGCGGGGGCUGCGCACCUUGUGUGCCUGCUGCCAGAAGACCGGCGCCACCAACAGCUGCAACAGGCUGCGCUGCCCUAACGUCUACCACUUUGCUUGUGCCAUCCGGGCGCGCUGCAUGUUCUUCAAGGACAAGACCAUGUUGUGCACGCAGCACAAGCUGAAGGGUCCCAGCGACGACGAGCUCAGCACCUUUGCCGUGCUGCGCAGAGUCUACAUCGAGCGCGACGAGGUGAAGCAGAUCGCCAGCAUCCUGCAGAGGAGCGACCGCGUCCACCUCUUCCGGGUCGGCGGCCUCAUCUUCCACGCCGUGGGUCAGCUGCUGCCCUCGCAGUUGGCAAACUUCCACUCGCCCACCGCCAUCUUCCCCAUCGGCUACGAAGCCACGCGCAUCUACUGGAGCACGCGCCUCCCCAACAAGCGCUGCCGCUACCGCUGCCGCAUCAGCGAGGAGGAAGGCCGCCCGCUGUUCGAGGUGCGGGUCCUGGAGCACGGCCUGGAGGACCUGCACUACCGCGACUCCAGCCCAGACGGGAUCUGGGAGCAGAUCGUUCAGCAGGUGGCCAAGCUGCGGGACGAUUCCUCCAUGUUGAAGCUGUUCACCGACCAGGUCAAAGGAGAGGAGAUGUACGGCCUCACCAUCCACGCCGUCAUGCGCAUCACUGAGUCGCUGCCCGGUGUGGAGAACUGCCAGAACUACCAGUUCAGGUACGGCCGACACCCACUGAUGGAGCUCCCGCUCAUGAUCAACCCCAGCGGCUCGGCCCGCUCCGAGCCCAAAGUGGCCACGCAGUGCAAAAGGCCGCACACCCUCAACAGCACCAGCGUGUCCAAGGCCUACCAGAGCACCUUCACCGGGGAGAUGAACACGCCCUACAGCAAGCAGUUUGUGCACUCCAAGUCCUCGCAGUACCGCCGCCUGAAGACGGAGUGGAAGAACAACGUGUACCUGGCGCGCUCCCGCAUCCAGGGGCUGGGUCUGUACGCCGCCAAGGACCUGGAGAAGCACACCAUGGUCAUCGAGUACAUCGGCACCGUCAUCCGAAACGAGGUGGCCAAUCGCCGCGAGAAGAUCUACGAGUCGCAGAACCGCGGCAUCUACAUGUUCCGCAUCAACAACGAGCAGGUGAUCGACGCCACCCUGACCGGCGGCCCGGCACGCUACGUCAACCACUCCUGCGCCCCCAACUGCGUGGCCGAGGUCGUGACCUUUGACAAAGAGGACAAGAUCAUCAUCAUCUCCAGCCGCAGGAUCCCCAAAGGAGAGGAGCUGACGUACGACUACCAGUUUGACUUUGAGGACGACCAGAACAAGAUCCCGUGUCACUGCGGAGCCUGGAACUGCAGGAAGUGGAUGAACUGAGGAGGACGGGGCCAGAAGAGCGGGGCGCCAAAGCCGCCAGCGAAUAAGCUGUUUGUGAAGAGCGCUGGCCAGAGAGGGCGCGCCGCCGCCGCAGGGUCCACACACGUAGCCAAAGCUUUCCGAGAGCAUUCACGGAGGACGGCUGGGGGGCUCCUCGCCAUCAGCCGAAUGAUCCUCGGGAAUCAGCCACACAAAGCCAUGUUAGAGAAUACUAAGGACGACUUCCCGGCCCCGCCCCCGGCCCCGCCCCCCUCUCCAACACACACGUGCUCUGACUUCAGCUGACAAUCGAUGGAGGAGCUUGUGAGGACCCGCGGCUCUACCUCAUUGAUUUGGCGGGAAGUGUGAACGGCGGGGGGGCGGGGCUUCCCGUACGAGCAGGGAAUCUAAACGCAGCAGGUUUGCUGACGACGACGACGACUGACUAUCAGGAGCCGACCCUAUUUAUAUUUGAUAGCUUCACCACCACCACACAGUCAGGCGCCGCCGCCGCCUCAUCCACGUGGCUCCUCUCUUUCUGCCGCAUAAAGCACAACUCUCCCCCCAGCAGGAGGCGGACGCACGACUACUACGCCACACAUCCUCACCUGCUCGCUGGGCUGAACUAUACUGUCAUGCUGUCGUGGGUCUUCCUCUGUUUCGACUUCCUCGUGCUGGUCCUGCCCUCCAGGCUGAGCUGAUGGCAGGGAAGACUCUCAAUCAAGGGCAUUUGUUCUCUCUCUGGGUGACCUCACCUGACUUCACGUGGAAGUGUACAGACUGUAGAUAAAGUAUAUGCAUCCUUGGUCCCGCCCCCCGUUGUGCUCUGGGUCCCAGGUGUGGAGAGGUCAACCACUGGAUAUCAUUUGAACAAAGCUGUAUAUACCUAUAAAUAGAUGUACAAUGGCAAACUAAUAUCUUUAUGUAUAUGAACCAGAGUGUUUUUGCAUUCUUCUGUUUUUCUAUGAGUGUUUUUUGCUAUCUGCUCUCAGAGAGGCGUUUGUUCAGCUUGUGAUGACUGGACCCCCCCCCGACCCCCUGCUUUUAUUUAUGCUGGUGAGAGGAAGCCAACAGUGUCAGUGUUGUGGAUUCCCUCUGCCAGUGACUCGGCGUCUCCAUUCGAAAGCCACGCGCCCAUGAAUUGCACUGGUCCGACCAGACCUUCUCAGAGCUGUGUGUGUGUGUGUGUGUGUGUGUGUGUGUGUCCAGGGAAGACUGCUGGAUUUUUAGCCUUUUUCCAACUUCUCUCAAGCGUAAUUUAAGUUCUGCAUAUCUGGUAAUUUAAUAAAGUUUGCUCCGGUCUGUCCAGCUGAUGUUCAUCUGGAAGUGA
Molecule: messenger RNA, 17071 nt
Organism: Synchiropus splendidus (mandarinfish)
Lineage: Eukaryota; Metazoa; Chordata; Actinopteri; Syngnathiformes; Callionymidae
Gene: kmt2d
Product: lysine (K)-specific methyltransferase 2D
Exons: 54
Coding region: 1213-15762 (4849 amino acids)
Biological process (GO): positive regulation of transcription by RNA polymerase II; nervous system development
Cellular component (GO): nBAF complex; nucleus; MLL3/4 complex
Molecular function (GO): histone binding; transcription coactivator activity; histone H3K4 methyltransferase activity
Source: RefSeq, a predicted model, not a curated record